This is a messenger RNA of Cyanistes caeruleus (blue tit), 4824 nucleotides long. The record is from RefSeq and is a predicted model, not a curated record. Lineage: Eukaryota; Metazoa; Chordata; Aves; Passeriformes; Paridae.
AUGGCUCUGCCUAAUGGAGCUACCAGAGCGGAUUACUCAGUGGGGGCUUGGGAGGCAAAGAACGGGGAAAAAGCAAAAUGGCAGCAGACAACCGACUGUGCCGGCAGCACACGGCAGGGAGCCAGAGUCGUAGGGGAGCUACUCAGUGACACUGGUCCCGUUUCACCGAACGGCGGUGUCUUUCUCUUGCAGGAGUCUCUGUAUUCCCUCGCUCUGAAAUGCCUUAUUAGCCUCUCCACGAUUAUCCUGCUCGGGCUCAUCAUCGUGUACCACGCAAGAGAAAUCCAGUUGUUCAUGGUGGACAAUGGAGCAGAUGACUGGAGAAUAGCCAUGACUUAUGAGCGUAUUUUCUUUAUCUGCUUGGAAAUACUGGUGUGUGCUAUACAUCCCAUACCUGGGAAUUAUACAUUCACAUGGACAGCCCGGCUCGCCUUUUCUUACGCUCCAUCCACAACAACAGCUGAUGUGGAUAUUAUUUUAUCUAUACCAAUGUUCUUAAGACUAUAUCUUAUUGCCAGAGUUAUGCUUUUGCAUAGCAAACUUUUCACUGAUGCCUCAUCUAGAAGCAUUGGAGCAUUAAAUAAGAUAAACUUCAAUACCCGUUUUGUUAUGAAGACUCUAAUGACAAUAUGUCCAGGAACUGUACUGUUGGUAUUUAGUAUCUCAUUAUGGAUAAUUGCUGCAUGGACUGUCCGAGCUUGUGAAAGAUACCAUGACCAACAGGAUGUUACUAGCAACUUUCUUGGAGCAAUGUGGUUGAUUUCUAUAACUUUUCUAUCCAUUGGAUAUGGGGAUAUGGUACCAAAUACAUACUGUGGAAAAGGGGUCUGUUUACUUACUGGAAUCAUGGGUGCUGGGUGCACUGCACUGGUGGUAGCUGUGGUGGCAAGGAAGUUAGAACUUACCAAAGCUGAAAAACAUGUGCAUAAUUUCAUGAUGGACACCCAGCUAACUAAAAGAGUGAAAAAUGCAGCGGCCAAUGUACUCAGGGAAACAUGGUUAAUUUAUAAAAACACAAAGCUGGUUAAAAAAAUUGACCAUGCAAAAGUAAGGAAACAUCAACGCAAAUUCUUGCAAGCUAUUCAUCAAGCUCGGAAAUUAAGAAGUGUAAAAAUGGAACAAAGGAAACUGAAUGAUCAAGCCAACACUUUGGUGGACCUGGCAAAGACUCAAAACAUCAUGUAUGACAUGAUUUCUGACUUAAAUGAACGAAGUGAAGAUUUUGAGAAGAGAAUUGUUACUCUGGAAACUAAACUGGAAACUUUAAUUGGUAGCAUUCAAGCUCUUCCUGGGCUGAUUAGCCAGACAAUCAGCCAGCAACAGAGGGAAUUCCUCGAGGCUCAGAUACAAAAUUACGAUAAGCAUGUUGCCUACAGUGCUGAACGAUCACGAUCUUUGUCAAGAAGAAGGAGAUCAUCCUCCACAGCACCACCAACUUCAUCAGAGAGUAGCUAGAAGAGAAUAAGUUAACCGCAAAAUAAAGACUUUUUGCCAUCAUAUGGUCAAUAUUUUAGCUUUUAUUGUAAAGCCCUAUGGUUCUAGCCAGCGUUAUCUGGGUUCUGAUAUCAGAAUCCUGGAAACCUGAAAACAUUUUAGGCCAAAAUGAGUGAAAACUCUUCUUUUUUCCCCCCUCCUCCUCUCAGAUGCACAGUGAAUGCACCUAGUAUUGCUAUAUUAGAUUGUUCUUCCUGUAAUUUCACUUUUUAUUCAUGCACUUCAAACAAGCUUUACUACUACAAUACAUAAUCUAAUAUAACAAAUACGUUAAUUUCUGCACAUAGUUACCUGAUUAUUUUGACCUAACAACCAAAAAAAAGAUCACAAUCAAAAGAACUAAUUACGAACUUUUAAGAAACUAAAUUGAAGCUUAAUAAUUAUUUCUCAGUAUGAAAGCUGUCUAAACUUUGCUUGCAGUGGAGGGGGAAAAAAAACCAAUAUUAAUCUAACAGUGUGCUGUAUAUGCAUAGUCAUUUUAAAAGGUCACUGACAGCUUUGAUUUCUGAAGUGAUUAAUUCAAAAUACGUCCUAGAAAAUAAGUCUCAGAGUAAGCUGUGGGUUUUUAAAAUAUUGUUAGGGCUUUUAUUUAACGUGCAUUGGUACACACACAAACACACAUAGAUAAUAUAUAUAUACAUAUGUAUUUAUGUAUAUAGAAUUAUUUAUGCAAUGCCCAUGGCAAUGAUCUUUUAAACUGACUAUUCGUAAAGCUACUGGCAUGCAAAAAGCACAGGCAAAGUCCUGUUUACUUAUUCAGAGUCUCAUAAGAAUGCCAGGUAAGUUUGUCCAGAUCAAAAGCACCACUUUCACCCAGAAGUCUCCUAAUAAUGCUAUUUGGGUUUUGAAAGUUUUAGGUUGCUACUUUCUCCACUCCUUUCUUUGUGUUUCUGGAGUGAAUGACUGACACACAGACUUACAGUGUACACAGUUAUAUGAUGGCAGCACAAUGUUCUGUAUACGUUAUGUUUGGGCAAUCCCCAUGGUUCCUGCUAUGCAGUCAAGCUUAGCAAAACACUAGCAAUAUUUCCAAAAUCUCCUGUAAAAAGCCAGCUGUAGACUGGAGUUACAACAGUAGGGUAUCUAUAGUACUUUAUUUUCAUGCAUAAAAAUAAGGUCUCCUACUUUAUUAAAGAAAAAAAAAAAAAAGAAAAAAAAAGAAAAGAAAAAAAAAACCAAAAACACAAACAAAACAAAUCACAAAGCAUAGUCACCAGUAGGCACUGGUGAAAAAGGUUUUGACUGACAUUUCUCCUGGUUUAUGCUCCAGAGUAGCAAAACUAGGUAAGUUUAAAUGUUCAGUACAUGCAACUUGCAUUCACAAUUCCUAGUUAUAAACAGGAAAUUAUUUGACUUUAUGAGACAUUUUUUAGUACUUGCUAUUUACGAAAUAUGCCAGUCCAGUCUGCCUCUCCCCCAGUUUACUGACAAGGGUGACAUCUGUAGCUAAACAAGUAGACAUGGCUGACUGUUUCUAAUGCUAUGUCUGCCUAGAGGUAACCAACUUGCUCGUUGAAGGAAAUGCACAUUGCUCCAUGAAACACUGUGACUUCUGGUCAGCAAGGACAGGCAGGAAAGAGUAAUGCAAGAAGUCAGGGCAGAGCCCUUCUGGGCAAGACAGAAGAACUGUUCUUUCCAGCAACCAGAAUUCCCCAAACCAAAUACAUAAUCUGAAAAACAGCAGACACUUUAGGCCUAUUCAAAUUAAAGGAUCUUCCUUUUCUGGUGUUACGAAUGUAUAAAUGAUGAAUGUAUAAGUGACAUCCAGAGGUAUUGCAUGCGUAUUAGAAGGUCAAGAAUUUCUCCAACUUUUUAUGUCCUUGAGAAAGAUGGUGACUUUGCAGUAUUUUUCCCCCUGGAGCAGGACAGUUGCAUGCCUUUGGCGUGCCUUAUUUACAGUCUGUGGUAUUUUGUGACUGGAAAUAACAAGCAGUAUGCAAUGUAUUUGCAGUUCUGCAUUUGUUUUUAUGGAGUUCAUUUCCAAAGGAAAAGAUGGAUAUUAUAAAGUCCUAAUACUUUUCUAGUGCAGUCCUUAACUAGAUGAAAUUGUGAGUGGUCAUAAGGCCAGUAGUGAUUAGUAAUAUUGGAAUUUAAUAGUCAAGUUUAAGAAUUCUUUUUUUCUCCUUUUUUGCAUUUAGUUUAGAAUACUUCUCUUGACAUUGAAUGUGAAAUACACUUUCUGUAGCUUGAAUACAUUCCUUUUUCUCCUGUCAGCUUGAACUAGCUCUUUCAUUGUUUACAUCUUUUUAAUAUGUGUAUAACACCCAUUUUUUGCACAACUGGGUUUUUAAAGAACUGUAGCUCCACUUUGAAAAUUCUUGUCAAUAUGUCAAUUUUAAUUAAGAUCCAGCUAUAAGUAUUGAGCUGGCUAUUUCUGAUAUGAAAGAGCAGCUGUCAAUCUUUGACCUCUCCAUUUCUUUUACUCACUAGGACUCAGAAGCCUGAACUUAAUAUUAUUGCCACAGCUUUAUGCAAUGGUGAGAUGCAUCAGGAUUAUUUCCAUCAGUAGCAUUCUGUAACAACCUGCCAAAUUAUUUAAAAAAAAAAAAAAAAAAAAAAAAAAAUGAGGUCACCAUGUAAUACUCCAGUUCUACAUCUUAAUUUACCUUCAAGCUCACUACAGAUUCUUUAUCUGCAUUUUCAGCACAUAUGAUUUUUUCUUGUACUAUCUGAUUUCAGCACUAAGGUGCUGCAUGGGGAUAUAUUACAUAAAAGGACAGAUAUAAACUUUUAUUCAGGGGAGCACAAAGCACUCUUGGUUUGAUUUUCUUACUCCAGACACUAAACUCCUUUUAGUCUUCCCUUGUCUGACUUUUGUAGUACCACAAAUUCCACUAAUGACAUUUUAGUUCCAAAACUUUAGCUCUAUCAUUGUCAACAUAUAUGAUCACUAAAAGGAAAACAUAUCGUUAUGACAGAUUGUGGAAACUGUAUAUUUAAAUGUAGACUUCUCUUGGAAUCAUUGUUUACAACUGACAAGGAGUCUUUACCAUAUUUACCAUAUUACUAUUGUAAAUCUUCAUGCACCUCUUGCCUUAGUUUCACCAGUAGGAAAAUUCUGCUUUCAGUUGCUAUUAAACCUUUUCGCUACAUUCCAGACACUGAUUCCAUUUGUGUUUCUUGGGAGUCUAGUUGCCAGUCUGCUUUUUCAAAGACACUGAGCAAAGGCACCUUGCUCGGAAGGACUGAAAUGUAAGAUCACAAAUAGGCCUGUUCACUAUGCUUAAAAUUAAAUGCAUUGAUUUAACUAGUACUUUUUACUUACAUUUAGGUUUUUUGCAGAAUCAGAAUAAUAGAUUCAUAUGUUUUAUGCUUGCAAAUGCUCUGCAA